Molecule: messenger RNA, 1386 nt
Organism: Lycium barbarum (goji berry)
Lineage: Eukaryota; Viridiplantae; Streptophyta; Magnoliopsida; Solanales; Solanaceae
Exons: 8
Coding region: 1-1386 (461 amino acids)
Biological process (GO): DNA integration
Molecular function (GO): nucleic acid binding
Source: RefSeq, a predicted model, not a curated record
AUGGUUGAAAGUUCAACCAUAGCUGCUACUACAUCAAAAUCAAGUGGUAGCACAACAACCAUAGAUUCAAAUCACCCUUACUAUCUUCAUGCCUCUGAUGCACCUGGUAUGGUGUUGGUCAAUAAUCUCUUUGAUGGAAGAGCUAAGAACAAGCUGGGCUUCAUUACUGAUACUACUCCAUCUGAUGGAUCUCCAGAUUUGCAACCUUGGAGUAGGUGUAAUGAUAUGGAUGAAAAUCAGAGAGAAUCAUAUAUGAGUCCAUUCCUUUCCUCAGAUUCUUCUUCUUUUAUGGUUAGUAACAUCAACCAAUUUAAACUUGGAAAGCAGAUUCAGAGGACUAUAGGCCCUUCACAGAGAUCUAGGAAUUCAUACCCCAGGUUCCAUAAUCAACGACGGCAUCAACAACAACAACUGAGGUUUUACAAACAACCACAAAAGUUCAAAAGAAAAAAAGCAAAGUUUAAUCCUAAUGUUUCUUGCACUUAUUAUGGAAAAGUGGGUCAUGUUGCAGAUGAUUGUUACAGAUUAAUUUGGUUUCCUGAGGAUUUUCAGUUCACAAAUGAAAAGGAUUUUCAAAUCGGGGGUAAUGGGGCCUUAUCCACAGAAGAAGGUGAGAACAUGACCAACAAUCAUGCAUUUACUAACACCAACAAUCAGUCUUACAACAAAGAGCAAUACAAUCAGUUUAUUCAGAUGUUUAAACAAAUGAAGGUGGAUGAGGCAACAAACACUACUGUUGGAUCUGAAAUCAACACAAAUGCAACAGCUGUACCUGGAUCAUUGAUUGAGGCCACUCAUGUUGGAAUCAUUUCUAUCCUUCCCAACUUUACUUUACACAAUGUUUUACCUUUCAAUGAGGGUCACAUAUUUGGUAAAGCAAAGGAGGGUUCUCUACUUGUUCCAGCCAGUCCUAAGGAGUCUAGUUCCAGUCUCAGCAGAAAUAUUUCUAGUAUAUUUGAUGUUGUUCCUACUAUUUCUAAUUCCAAUUAUGUUGAUAUUCCUAGUAUUUCUAGUUCUGUUUCUAUUCCAGUUUGUGAAAAUGCAACUUCUAAUUUCAAUGCCAAAGUAAAGGUAGUCAGAUCAGAUAAUGCUUUGGAACUAGGAAAAACUGAAGCAUGUUUACAAUUUUUCAACUCAAAUGGAAUUAUUCAUCAAACUUCUUGUGUAGCUACCCCGCAACAAAAUGGAGUAGUUGAGAGAAAACACAAACAUUUACUAGAAAUGGCUAGGGCCUUGUUAUUUCAGUCCAAAGUUCCUAUUACCUAUUGGGGACAUUUUUCAGAUUCAAUAUCUAGUUCACAACCUAGUAUCCCACAUCCUACUUCUCCUGUUUCACCUACUGUUUCUAUUUCUAAUUCCCCAAUCCCCAUCAGUUUCAACCCCUAA